Molecule: messenger RNA, 1707 nt
Organism: Trichoderma gamsii
Lineage: Eukaryota; Fungi; Ascomycota; Sordariomycetes; Hypocreales; Hypocreaceae
Product: sulfite oxidase
Exons: 2
Coding region: 1-1707 (568 amino acids)
Cellular component (GO): mitochondrion
Molecular function (GO): oxidoreductase activity; molybdenum ion binding
Source: RefSeq, a predicted model, not a curated record
AUGCCGCCUUUCAAGACAAUGAUACCGACAAAUAGUCGGCCUAAUGAAUGGAAGAUUGAACAAGGACUGGCCGGAGCCGAGCUCCCGGUCAUUGAUAUGACCGAGCCAGAGAAUAAGUCUCUCAUUUUUCAGGUUUUCCCAGAGAAAUUGACCAAGGAUGAGGAAGCUAUCAAGGCCGUGGGGGACCCUGAGAAGCUCUUUGCUCGGGAGCGAGAUGGCUGGAUCGGCUUUGUCGAAUGGGAGAAUCAUCCCGACAAAAAGGCAGCGGCGCACAAGAUCCUGACGUCGCAGACAUUUCCACCAAACCCUGAAUUCCAGCUUGGCGAUAUUCCGGCAACUAAUCCUGUCCUUCCCGGCACUCGCUGGAAGAUGUGGCACCAUGCUGUCGGCGGUGAACUCAGCAGAGUUCCUGAUGACUCUUGGAACUGUGUCCUCAAAGAGAAGCACAAGGAUAUGCUUCAUCUCUUGCAGUUUCCAUACAACGGGGAGCCCCCCAAGCGUCUGGUCACUGACAAGGAGAUCACUCCCAACAACCUUCAUUUUGUGAGAAACCAUGGAGGCAUCCCGAUCAUCGACAAGGAUAAGUACAGCUUCAUGAUGGACGGUCUUGUAGCCAAGCCACGUGAGUACACCUUGGAUGAUCUCAUGGAUGAGUCUCGGUUCCCACGCAUCAAAAAGAAAAUUACUAUUCAGUGCUCUGGAACCCGCCGUAUUGAACAGAUUCUGAAGUAUCCCGGUCAAGGUGAUGAGAUUCCUCAAGCUCCCUGGGCCGAGGGUGCGAUUGGUACAGCUGAAUAUACCGGCAUCAGUCUCAAGAAGGUAAUCAAAGAGUGCGGCGGCUUGAUCGAAGGUGCCAAGCACCUGGAAUUCUAUGGUUGCGAGACCUACUUCAAGGAUGACAAGUGCAUGAACUAUCUUGUCAGUGUGCCUUGGUCAAAGGUCAAGGCAAAUGAAGUGAUGCUCGCCUGGGAAAUGAAUGGCGAGCCUCUGCCUCGCAUUCACGGAUAUCCUCUCCGCAUCGUCGUCUUUGGCUACAUUGGAGCUCGAAGCGUCAAGUGGCUCUACCGCGUCAAGGCCAUCAAGCUUCCGUCUCGAGCACCGGUCCAAAGCGCAGAGUAUCUCUACUUCCCGCAGCAGGUCGGAAAGCACAACCUGCAAAUGACUGACGGCAUUCAAAUUCAAGAGAUGCCAGUCAGCUCCGCCAUCAUGUUCCCAUGGGCGAAGCAAGUCGUCAUCCACAACGGCAAGAUCCGCUGCAAGGGCUGGGCUUAUUCUGGAGGCGGCCGAUGGCCAGAGCGUGUCGAGUUGUCAGCCGAUGGCGGCUUCAACUGGUACACCAUUCCUCUCGAGAACCUAUCCAAGAAGCGGAAGUGGACCUGGCGCACAUGGAGCUAUGACCUUCCGUGCGACGUUGAGGGCUGGGUUGAGAUUGUGGUCCGCUGCUGGGAUAACUCUCUGAACACGCAGCCUCCCGAGAUUCGCACAGCCUGGAACUGGGGCUUGCAUGUUACGAGCUCUUGCCACCGGAUCUCGGUGUACAGCGUCAACAGGAGCCGACCCAAGACUGACGCUCGUCUUAAAGAGUUUGAGGAAGCGGGUAUUCCAUUUGCCCCUAUUACUGUGCCACUCACCUUUCCCUCGCAGACUUGGGAUGGUUAUGAGAAGUUCUGGCAGGAGAAUGACCCUCGCGAUGCUGAAGAUGACUGA